CCACAUGUGCAUGUGUGUACAUGGCUUUUAGGAGAUUUCUACCGAUUUUGUGUCUUUAAACCCGUACUGAUCGCUGAUCUUGAAGAGCUACAGUCGACGCAAGUUCCCAGGGCACUGUUUAAUCCGUUGGACGGCAGAUAACGAGGCGAAUAUGCCCGGAGCGAGCCAGAUAUUCGUGGGUUUCCGCGCGCUGGGUUACUACUCCAACCACGUCCCUCUACAGGUCCGAUAUCAUCAGAAACACCAGGAACACUACGUCAUCACGUGUGUGGGGAAGGCUUUCCACACCUAUAAUUGUUCUAAGCUGGGUAUAGUGAGUGUGAGUGACUCCCAUCCAGACAGUAUCAGCUGCCUGGCUGUGGACGCUUACCUGGUCUUCACAGGCUGCAGGAACGUCAUCAGGGCAUUCGAGAGGGGCAGACAGGUGAAACACACCUAUGAAGGUCAUCAGAAGGACGUUCACCUUCUGCUACCAUUCAGUAAUCACCUGAUCAGUGUGGAUGUGGACAGUGUAGUCAAGAUAUGGGACAUCCAGUCAGAAGAGUUAUAUCUGGAGAUGACAUUUGACAACAGGACAUUUGAGAUCUCUGCCCUGAUGCACCCCAGCACCUACCUCAAUAAGAUCCUCCUGGGGAGCAGACAGGGAAGCAUGCAGCUGUGGAACAUCAGGACCAAUAAAUUGCUGCACACCUUUGAUGGCUGGGGAUCCCCUAUCACUGUUAUAGAACAGGCCCCUGCUGUGGAUGUUGUUGCAGUGGGAACAGAGAGCGGGCAGAUCGUGGUCCACAACAUCAAGUUUGACGAGACGGUCAUGAAGCUGUAUCAGGACUGGGGACCAAUCACAGCCAUCGGAUUCAGAACUGAUGGUCCUCCAGUGAUGGCUACAGGAAGUACUGUUGGCCACAUUGCAUUGUGGGAUCUUGAGGAAAGGCGGCUGCUGGCGCAGAUGAGAGAGGCUCAUUGGACGGCUGUGACGGGGAUGGAGUUCCUGCCGUCAGAACCCAUGAUGAUCACAUCAGCUGCCGAUAACUCAAUCAAGGAGUGGGUUCUGGACCAGUCUGAUGGGAGCGGCAGGCUGCUGAGGAUGAGGUGUGGCCACCGGGCCCCGCCCAACAGGAUACGUUUCCAUGGAAACAAUGGGCAGAACAUCCUCAGUGCAGGCCAGGACAGCACCCUCCAGUCCUUCUCUACUGUACAUGACAGGCACAACAAGAACUUGGGACAAGCCUCCAUGAACAGACAGCAGGCUAAGAAGAAGGGUAUAAAGAACGAUGAACACAAACUCCCUCCAAUCACAGACUUUGCCUCAGAGACGACCAGACAGAGUGACUGGGACUCCAUCGUGUGCUGCCACCGGGGUCACAAGGUCGCCUCCACAUGGAACUACCAAAAGUGCACCAUGGGAAAACACAAGCUGGAGCACGACAGGUGGAAAACAGAGAGCAACAUGGGGGUGGAGGCUCAGGCAGUGACCAUCACAUCCUGCGGAAACUUCUGUGUGAUUGCACAGAGCUCAGGUCAUGUCGACGUCUACAACAUACAGUCUGGUAUCUACAGAGGGUCAUAUGGGGACCUGAGAGCACACAAUGCCUCAGUCAGGGGAGUUGCAGUAGAUGGACUGAACCAAGUGACCGUCACGGGGGCCGCAGACUGCUCCUUAAAAUUCUGGAAGUUCAAAUCUAAGCAACUCCUUCACACACUGGAACUGGACUCACCAGUGGCUCAGAUGGUACUGCAUAGGGAAAGCAACAUGCUUGCUGUGGCGUGUGACGACUUCUCUGUUGUUGUUGUGGACAUGGAGACCAGGAGGGUGGUGAGGAGGUUUUCAGGACACCGGAACAGGAUCACAGACAUGACCUUUAGCCCAGAUGCCAGAUGGUUGGUGACAUCAUCUAUGGACUGUACAGUCAGGACGUGGGACUUACCAACAGGAAGUCUACUGGACUGUUUCCUGUUGGAUGCAGCCUGCACCAGUCUGACCCUGUCUCCCACUGGUGACUUCCUGGCCACGGCACAUGUGGACGACGUCGGCAUCUACCUGUGGUCCAACACCACCCUAUACAGCCACGUGUCUCUCAGGCCACUUCCAUCUACGUACCAACCACUGACCAUUGUUAUGCCAGGCACACGUGCCCUGUCUGACGAUGAAGAAGAGGAGGAUAUUGCAGAACCGGAGUCAGCCAAUGAGAUCCCAGCCUUCAAGUCACCUGACCAGAUCUCAGCAGAACUGAUCACCCUGUCUCUGCUGCCAGACUCCAGGUGGAAAAGUCUGACCAACCUGGAGCUCAUCAAGAAGCGUAACAAACCCAAGGAGCCCCCAAAGGUGCCCAAGGCUGCUCCGUUCUUUCUACCCACAAUUCCAGGCCUGGAGAUCAAGUUUGCACCAGAGGAGCAGGCGCCAAAAGAAGAGCCAUCUUCUAAGAUCAUCAACCUGGGCAGUCUUCAGCCCCAGUCAGAGUUCCAGAGGCUGCUACAGGGGUGCAUGGAUAAACCUGACUAUGACACAGUCAGGUCCAGGCUGAGAGACCUCGGCCCGUCAGCUGUAGAUAUGGAGAUACGGUCCCUGGCUCCAGAGGGUGGGGGGAGCGUCGCCCUGAUGGAAGAGUUCCUCAAGUUCCUACAUCACGUCUUCACCACAAGGCAGGACUUUGAACUUGCACAGGCGUGGACAGGGCUGUUCCUCAAAGUGCACGGCAGUGUCAUAACCUCAGAAGCACAGCUACAGCAGCAGGCACAGCAGCUGUUAACCACCCAGGAGGCAAUAUGGCAGCACUUGCAGCAGAAAUUCAACCAAAGCAUUUGCCUCAUCAACUAUUUAAAGAGUGCUACUCUGUAGGAAUGUGCAGUUAAGUUGGAAAGGGUCUCUGCAUUCCAUGGACAUUUUAUUUGAAGUAAUGGUCUUUAUAAAGCAUCUUUGUGUAGCCUUAAUUUUUAUACCAAAAUAAACCAUGGAAUCCCUAAUAACUCACCAUCUGCA
This is a messenger RNA of Branchiostoma belcheri (Belcher's lancelet), 2977 nucleotides long. Its product is annotated as WD repeat-containing protein 36-like. The record is from RefSeq and is a predicted model, not a curated record. Gene Ontology annotation, molecular function: protein binding. The transcript has 22 exons. NCBI's taxonomy places the organism in Eukaryota, Metazoa, Chordata, Leptocardii, Amphioxiformes, Branchiostomatidae. Gene Ontology annotation, cellular component: Pwp2p-containing subcomplex of 90S preribosome; small-subunit processome. Gene Ontology annotation, biological process: rRNA processing. Bases 152 to 2836 code for a protein of 894 amino acids.